AUGUUAGGGUCUCUCUAUUAUUCACUAUCCCUUUAUCUUUUUUUUGCCCGCAGUCUCUUUUUGUUUCUUACUGUCUCUCUCUCCGCACGUUUCUCUCUCCCACUUUCGCAUUCUCUCUUUCUAGAAUUAUAUUUCUGGCUGUCUCUUCUCGGUCCAUAUGGGUUUUGUGCUCUCUUUCUCUAUUUCUUAUUCACUAAGAUACAUUCUCUCUUCUUUUUCUCUCUCAUUCUCUUUUUUCUUUCAGUUUUUCCUAUUCAAUCUCUCUUUAUCAUUCUCACUUUAAAUCUCUCUCUAUCUAUCUCUCUUAAUUGUUCUCUCUCUCUUUCCCACACCGUUUUUUCUGAAAAUCAUCUUCAGAUUAUCUAUCUUUUCUCUCUUUCUCUUUAUCUCUCUCUCUCUCUCUCUCUCGUACAGACAUUCUUUUGUUUUCUAUCCCUCGCUUUCUCACGUUUUCUCAUUCUCUAUCUCUCUCUUGUUCUAUCUCACUCUCUUUUUCUCUUACGCUGUCAUUUCCUUCUCCUUUUCCUUCAUUCUACAUAUUCUUCUCUCCCCCUCUCUCUGUUUCUUUUUAUCUAUCUUCUCCCUCUCUAA
This is a messenger RNA of Acanthosepion pharaonis, 591 nucleotides long. The record is from the annotation of a GenBank genome assembly. Lineage: Eukaryota; Metazoa; Mollusca; Cephalopoda; Sepiida; Sepiidae.